Labrus bergylta (ballan wrasse) is the source of this 503-nucleotide messenger RNA. NCBI's taxonomy places the organism in Eukaryota, Metazoa, Chordata, Actinopteri, Labriformes, Labridae. The record is from RefSeq and is a predicted model, not a curated record.
GGAUGGCGCUCUCCUUCCUCCUCCUCCUCCUCUUCACCGUGCUGCUCUCCCUCAGCGUGUCAGCGUAUAAUACAUCAGCUGGUUGUGUGAUCAUCCGUCCUCCCAGAGAUGGAGGGAUCCGGUACAGAGGACUGACACAGGAGCAGAUCCGCAGGGUUCAGGUGCUCCCUGUAGAUUAUGAGAUCGAGUACAUCUGCAGAGGAAACAGGAUGAUCGUCGGGCCAAAGGUCAGGAAGUGUUUGCCCAACGGCACGUGGACCGACCUGAGCUUGCGCAGCAGAUGCUUGUUGUUAUGUCCUCGUGUGGGGACGUCUUUGGAGAACGGUCGGGUGUCUUCAUGGCCCCCGGGACCCCCCGUGGAGGAGACGGUGCUGCACUACAGCUGUCUGCCUGGUUUCAUCCUGAUGGGAAGAAACUCGUCUCAGUGCAACAAGAUGGGGAAGUGGGACACUCCCAAACCUGUGUGUCGCUUCUUUUUCUUCUACAUGAGCUCAUCUUUGUGA